This is a messenger RNA of Papaver somniferum (opium poppy), 780 nucleotides long. Its product is annotated as cell wall / vacuolar inhibitor of fructosidase 2-like. The transcript has a single exon. Gene Ontology annotation, biological process: negative regulation of catalytic activity. Bases 48 to 608 code for a protein of 186 amino acids. Gene Ontology annotation, molecular function: enzyme inhibitor activity. NCBI's taxonomy places the organism in Eukaryota, Viridiplantae, Streptophyta, Magnoliopsida, Ranunculales, Papaveraceae. The record is from RefSeq and is a predicted model, not a curated record.
CUAGUAAUGAUGUCAAAAGCAGUUCAGCAGGUAAACCUAUCCAAGAUAUGGGUUCACUUAGUUUUCUUCAUCUUGUUGUUCUUCUUCUACUCUCCCAAAAUUUCUCUUCUGCACCUUAUCGCCAUCAACAAUUUGCAACUGGAGAUUCAGCUUCCAUCCGUAAUAUUUGCAAAACCACAAAUUACAACAAACUAUGCAUCUCUUCUCUCAAAUCAAAUUCCUCAAGUUUGACAGCUGAUAUCAGAGGCCUUGCUGUUAUUAUGAUCGGUAUCGGAAUGAGUAAUGCAACUCGAACAUCUACCUAUUUGUCUUCUCAGAUGCUUAGUAACACAAAUGAUGUUGUGAUGAAGAAACUUCUCAAGGAAUGUGCUGAUAAAUACACGUAUGCAAAUGAUGCUUUGCAAUCAUCUCUGCAGGAUUUGUCUAAUAUGUCAUUCGAUUAUGCUUUUGUUGAUGUUACUGCGGCUAAAGAUUAUCCAAAUAGCUGUCAUAAUGCGUACCGAAGGUUUCCAGGGUUAGCGUAUCCGCCUGAGAUGGCACGUAGGGAAGAGUAUUUGGUGCAAAUCUGUGAUAUAGCUCUUGGAAUGAUAGGGAAACUUCUUGAAUAGUAAGUAAAAUAAGGAUGAAGCCCCAAUUAAUUGUGAAUGUGUCUCAUUUCUCCUUCUUGUAUCAUUUUCAUUUUUUGGGGUACUGUUCAUAUUUUUAUUUUUCCUCGUUGUAAUACUGAACCUGCAAGCUCUUGUCCCACCUUGUUAUUAAUUCAAUGCGGAUUCCUGCUCA